UCUCCGCCCCCAGUGCCAUGGAGACCAGCCUGGAAGCUUAAGGGAGCUGCUGUGGCCCAGGGCGCAGUGGGAAGAGAAGGCCAGGAGUCUUGGACUAGCUAGCGGCAGGGUUUGAGCUAGGCUGAUGCAGCAGAACCACGGAGGUGGCUGAGCAGGGGCCUGGCCCUGGGACCACCCACCCAUCCACACUCACACAUCCACUUCUCCCUCUAGAGCCCCGCGCUGGAGCAGGUCUCAGCUCCAGGUUUUUCCUUAGUUGGGGAAUCGGGAUUUGGGGGAUCAAACCCCCCCACAUCGCUCUCCCCCACUGCAGCUAUGUUUAUCAAGGUGAUGUUUGGGGCCCGCAGCUUCGUGCUGGUGAACACCUCCUGCAGGCUGGUGAACCUCACAGCCCACCUGAGGCAGAAAGCAGGAUUGCUCCCAGAUGUGACCCUUGCUCUCCUGGCUGAGGAUGGCAACCUCGUGAGCCUGGAGGAGGACCCGAAGGAAGCGGCUUCAGGCGCCCCCACCAUGGGCAGCUCCCUGCUGAAGGAGCGAGCCACCUAUGUCCUGGUUCGGAUCAUCAGUAAGAGGGAGAGGGCAUGGCCCCCACCCGCUAUGAGUCCCUACUGGAGAACCUGGAUGACCACUACCCAGAGCUGGCAGAGGAACUGCGCAGGCUGGCAGGCCUCUCCUCUGCGGGCCAUGACCGGAGGAAGCGCAUGGGCACUCGGCGUGGCCACCAUGAGCAAAGCCCUGCUUCAAGAUCCAGAAAGAGUCAGGUGCACUUGGGAUUACCUGCUAAUGGCUCUCCACACCACUCUGGACUGUCCAGGGCAUCUGUCCUGUGCUACCCACGGUGCAGAUGGCAACAGGGCUCCCCCUCCCCAUCCAGGGCCCUGAGUAAGGUGACGGAUUGCACACUUAGUGAUAUCUCCAUCCUGACCCCACCUCAUCAGCCAGGGAGCUCCCUGAAGACCAGCCAUUGAGAGAGGCACACGACAAGAUGUGGUCUAAAAUAAAUUCUUUUACUUGCA
Molecule: messenger RNA, 1016 nt
Organism: Cebus imitator (Panamanian white-faced capuchin)
Lineage: Eukaryota; Metazoa; Chordata; Mammalia; Primates; Cebidae
Gene: CUNH22orf15
Product: chromosome unknown C22orf15 homolog
Exons: 6
Coding region: 316-882 (188 amino acids)
Source: RefSeq, a predicted model, not a curated record